ACAGGACGCCUCGUAAACAAAAAAUCGGAUCGCGGAAAACCAAGCUCGCUUCUUCAGUUCUUCGGUGGAAAUCAGAAUUUUCCUUUUCCAGUGCCGCUUUGUUUAAACAUCCCAAUAAUCCGGAGCCAAGUUAGGCCAGCUCUGUUCGGUGAUGGAUCCUAUAACGCUUCCAAGCACCGACACGAGUACGUUCUGCCGGUUAUGCCUGUCGAGCAUAAAUCUGAUGAUCGUGAUAAGGAGGGAUAAGGCGGAUCUAGCGGCGCACGAGACGCUGCUUGAGCUGCUCCGUAACCAUCUUCGACUGCAGUUGGACGAGUUGAAGGAUUUUCCGUGCGCGGUGUGCGAAGUGUGCAUCACCGUGCUGCGCGACUUCGAUGCCCUACAUCAAAACGCUCGCAGGUACACCAGAGCUCUGCGGGAUUUGCUACAAGAGAAGUACAGCACCGUGCCGACAAAUAAUGAAGCCACGAGAUUAUCACGGGUACGGAUUACGAAACCAACACAAAUCCAGCCAUUAUUGGAGGAAAAUGUGUUGCUAGAGAUCUGCGAGGCGCCCUUGCAUGGGGAAGAUGAGGCGAUUGAACAGCGUACCCUACAGCAUGAUGAAAUCGUACUCGAGGAGUAUCACGUAACGGAUGUACCGAGCGAUGAUGAACGGGUCAACGUUGAACCGAAAAAGUAUGUUCCAGAAAACCGUGGCCAAAUCAGCAGAAUUGCACCGGUAGUGAAAUCUCCAAUGAUCAGGCCGUACGAGCUGGCGAACGGUGGUCCAUCACGUAAGGUGCUACACCCUGCUGCAGUAAGAGGAAUCGUCGUAGGAACAUCAUCCUCGCCUGUCGUAAAUACAAACAAGACUCCACCUUUCACUCCGGAAUCGAUCGGUAAAACUAAGAAUCCUACCCCAACGCAACUGGUGCGUGUCGCUGCUAAAGCACUGAUGGUUACUCCUGUCCAUCAGGCGAAAGAUCUUGAUACCGAUGGUGGAGGGAUUCAGGGAACUGCGAAAAAACUGUUCCGAUGCGAACACUGCUCGAGCCGAUUCGUCGAGUUGAAGAACUACUAUAACCACGCCUGCAAAAAAGGGUUCAAGGAGGUCCAGCUCAAUCGCAAGGAGCGAGCACCACCAAUCGAGGUGGAUUUGCAACGGUUCCGUUGCGGCGUGUGUGAUGCUGGCUACCGGAACAAGCUUCACUUCCACAAACACGAGUUCGAAGCACACGGUAUCUGUAAUGAAGACUACGGAGUCAAGUGCAGCAUCUGCGAUAUGAUGUUCUCGCAGAAACAGGACUACCGAUUGCACGUUGCGGCGUUGCAUCCAAGCGAUCUCAAAUUUACGAUCGACAUGAGUCCAAGCCAGACGAACAGUGAGGGAGAGAUUUCGUUGAAAAAGGUAGUAAAGAAAAUCAACUAAAAAUCCUAGCUGUUCGGUUCCUCGAAGGGGAGGAACCAUUUCUCAGUAUCGACCGUACUAGGCGAUUAUUAUUGUAUCUGGUGAAGAGAAUUGGUUUUAGUAAGUGUGUGCAUGUGAAUAAAUUAAAUUAAA
This is a messenger RNA of Anopheles darlingi, 1543 nucleotides long. RefSeq lists its product as uncharacterized. The record is from RefSeq and is a predicted model, not a curated record. Gene Ontology annotation, cellular component: nucleus. NCBI's taxonomy places the organism in Eukaryota, Metazoa, Arthropoda, Insecta, Diptera, Culicidae. The transcript has 2 exons. Bases 152 to 1411 code for a protein of 419 amino acids. Gene Ontology annotation, molecular function: zinc ion binding.